UUAACAGGUUAAUAUAUGAACUUCGUUAAUCCUUCUUGCAUUUUUUACCAGUAAAGAUUAAAUGGAUGUAAAGUAGAAUAUAAAUAAUAUGAACGGUUGGCAGCAAAGAUGUAACCACAUUAGAAGGUGAAAAGAUCAAGGCUGGCGGCCAUUUUGUAAAACGGGUCCCUGUCACUUUGAUAAAAAAAAUAACGGGGAGGAGAAAAAUGCAACCGUUAGUCGCGCGCGGCCGCUUUGGCAUUGGCCAAUCAACUUUAGUCUUUGAAAGAAUGAGCCCUACGGUCACAGCGCUCGCCAGUCCGCCCAAUCAGCAGGCACCACACGUGGGGUCCCUCGUACGGACCCGCGCACGUCGAGAGCGAGGACUACAGCCCCACCCAAUCAAUACCUGCCGCCGCCUCCACACCCCUCUUUUCCCCCUCCCGCUCAGAAAGGCUGUGGUGCGGGAGGGGGGGAGCGCGCGCGCGCGCGCAAGGGGCCAAUCAGCGUGCGCGCCGAGGAAUCCUCGCGCCGCUGCCUCCUCGCUCUAUCCCCCCUCCCACCUCACUCCCCCCGCCCGCGCGACGUUGCUGCUGCUCCCCACUCGCUCCCCCCUCCCUUCCCGACCCCCCCUCUCGCCGAGCUGAACCCCCUCCCCCGCUCGUUACCGCCGCCAUGGACCCGAGCAACUGGAGCAGCUUCAUCUUCCAGAGUCAUACUCAGAAUCCUCUACAAGUUGGGACUGAAAUCCAGUCAAGAUUUUUUGCUGCUCAGGGCUGUAGUCAAAGUCCCUUCCAGACUGCCACCACAACUGCUGCUCCCCAACAGACAGCUACCCCUGCUGAGUCCCUCCAAGUGGACCUCCUGCCUGUUUUGGCUGCAGCACAAGAAACAGCUGCUGCAGCUGCUGUGGUUGCUGCUGCCACUGCUUCUGCACCAGCUGCUUCCACAGUAGAUACAGCUGCCUUGAAACAGCAGCAGCCUUCUGCUUCUGAAGGUGGGAGUGGGCAAGUAGUGCCACCCACUCAGACCACGCAAGCCCCUACCCCCCAGGCAGCUCCUGCCAACCCCCAGGCAGCUGAAGCCCAGAAGAAACCGAAGAGUAAAGGGCCCUACAUCUGUUCCCUGUGUGCUAAAGAAUUCAAGAAUGGUUACAACCUGCGGCGCCAUGAAGCUAUACACACAGGAGCAAAAGCUUCUCGCGCUGGACCCACAACAAUGAAGAUGCCCACUAUGGUUCCCCUCAGCUUGCUUAGCGUUUCUGCCAUCGGUGGUACAGCCCCAGCAACACCUGCCUCUGCUGAGGGUACUGGAAACACUGCAGGGUCAGGUGCAGGCCUAGUGACCACAACAGCAUCAGGCAAACGUAUCCGGAAGAACCAUGCUUGUGAGAUGUGUGGGAAAGCCUUCAGAGAUGUCUACCAUCUCAAUCGGCAUAAGUUGUCACAUUCAGAUGAGAAGCCCUACCAAUGUCCUGUCUGCCAGCAACGGUUCAAACGGAAGGACCGCAUGAGCUAUCAUGUCCGUUCACAUGAUGGUGCUGUGCACAAGCCGUACAUCUGCAGCCACUGUGGGAAGAGUUUCUCUCGGCCAGACCAUUUGAACAGCCAUGUUCGACAAGUCCACUCAACAGAGAGACCCUUCAAAUGUGAGACUUGUGAAGCAGCUUUUGCCACUAAGGAUCGACUACGUGCUCACACAGUCCGUCAUGAGGAAAAGGUGCCAUGUCACGUGUGUGGAAAGAUGCUGAGUGCUGCCUAUAUCACAGACCACAUGAAAGUACACAGCCAAGGGCCGAAUCAUGUCUGUGAACUGUGCAACAAAGGUACGGGUGAGGUUUGCCCCCUUGCUGCAGCCGUCUCAGCUCCACCUCCAGCCGCCGUCACGGUGCUGCCCAUGGAGGGAGCUUCGGUUGUGAGCCAAGCCCUCCCCACACAGCCCUGGUGAUUUCUGGGAGUGGGGAGACAGAAGCCAAUCCUCCCAGUCCCAUCCCUCUCCCUCACUGGCAGCUGGAGCCUUCAAGCCCAGAUGGAUAUUCAGUGGCCAUAUAUGGGUUUCUAAUGUAAUGGCAGUUUCAUUCAUUCUCUCCCCCUGCCUGUGCUCAUAAAAUAGUGGAGCUGGGAAAGCAUCUGCUCAGCCAAUGAAGCAACUUGUUCAGAGGGCCAUGAAAAGACUUUGUGCAUUUUGAGAGCACCCUCAUUUUAUUGAUUCCCUUACUAUUAACUUGUGGCCCUCAGAACAGUCCUGGAAAUACAUUCAUUUCUGUAGUCCAUGGUCUAAGCCAAAUAACGAUAAUCUUUUAUCACAGUAGAUCUUGCUUAUUCCAGCAGUGCCCCCUGUUGCCCCCGAAUGAUCUUCACUAAAAGAGUGAGAUAACGAGACAGAACGACUUAGUAAGCUCAGCUCACAGACUAAGGGGGAUCAGAGACUGGAAUCAUUGUGGGACGUAGUAUAAGCAACGUUGCAGGAGAAGGAGUACAGAGUUAGAAAUAAUGGGUUGGUUGAGGGGUUGACAAAACUUGGGGAACCUACAGAGAAGUUAGAAGGGGUAUAGGUUGGGAUUUUGCGGCAUCAUUGGGUGCCUGGUGCUCAUGGCUGGGGUUGUGGGGGCUGCAGUGAGAUGAGAUGGAGAAGGGCUGUAUUUCUUUCUCCAUGGCUUCAGUGUGGAGUGUUCUCCAUUUCUGUGCUGAGAAUCUGCUCUCAAUUCCCCUUCUUGCCCAAUGCCUCAUUCUUCCAUGGUGUCUUUUAAUGCUCCAUUUCCUCAGCUUCUCUCGUGAUUCGUGUUCCAAGCGCAUCAGCCCUUCGCACCAAGCAUUGAUGCCCCACCUGCUGAACACCUCCCUUGUUGCAUGCAACCCCCACAGUUUGGGGUUAGAGUCUCCCGCUUUUUUGUAUUAUAUAUAUUAAAAAAAAAUCCCCUGA
This is a messenger RNA of Ahaetulla prasina, 2901 nucleotides long. It is a transcript of the gene MAZ, whose product is annotated as MYC associated zinc finger protein. The transcript has 6 exons. Gene Ontology annotation, biological process: regulation of transcription by RNA polymerase II. The coding region runs from base 655 to 1926 and encodes 423 amino acids. Gene Ontology annotation, cellular component: nucleus. Lineage: Eukaryota; Metazoa; Chordata; Lepidosauria; Squamata; Colubridae. The record is from RefSeq and is a predicted model, not a curated record. Gene Ontology annotation, molecular function: RNA polymerase II cis-regulatory region sequence-specific DNA binding; DNA-binding transcription activator activity, RNA polymerase II-specific.